GUCUCUGUUCGUCAGUGUGAUAUUACUCUAUGACAGCGUUGUUACUUUACCACGUCUUGGUAACGUUUAUUUUUAUAUAUAAUCUUGGCUAACGGUCCAGAAACGUCGUGGCCACGUCCUCCAAAAGCUCUCUAACUAGUCUCAUUAAGAACGAUGUGAAGACGUGUUUUUAUUUAUUGUUUACAAUAAUUUAUUGUAUUCAGUGUUUACAACAAAAUUGUCAACUUAUUCAUGAACUCUUAUAUAACAGACUGAGGACACAAUCACAUUUGCAUAAUUCAAAACAAAAGUAGAAAAGAAAUAAAUUAAAUUAAGAGAUUGUUUGUAGGGGUUUGUUAUGAGUUUAAUCUUGUCUAAUAAUGAAACAGGUUUCUGGCUUGGGGAAUAAUCUAGUUAUUAUUUUCAGCUGAGUCCACAUAUGUAGAUAGUUCUGUGCAGUGUAUAGGUAUCAUUAUCCUUUCCUGUGAUCCAUUUUCCAAAAAAAAACAAACUUGUUUAUAGUUUAAACAACGCAUAAUUCUUUUAAAACCUGUCAAAAAAUACAUAAAUAUGGAGAAGCACUGUGUCGCUCUUCGGCUUUGGCACCAAGUACUUGGAUUGUCAAGAUGGAUUUACUCUCAAGCUCAGGAGGUUUUUUUUUUUUUGCUUUUUUCCACUUUGUGAUUUACACUGCGUAGGUGGAUUAGACUCAGUACGAUGUUUUCUUUUGUUUGAGGCCCCAGAGAUUUCCAUCAUGUAGCAGUGCUUCUCCAUAUUUUUAUUUAUUUAUUUUUUUGUCAGUCAGAUUCGUUUCACUAACACAAAUUUUUAUUUAUUUGAAGGCUCCUUCAGUGCUGGAUAUGCUCGCGUGAUCUUGUAGUAGGUAGAGAUUUAGAUUAAACUGUCAGAAUUAACUCGAACAAAAGAAGAGUGCACAAAAAGUUGACUGUUCAGUCUGCCAUCUUGCCCGGAACCUGUGAAGAUGUGGUACCCUGGUAUCCAGAUAACUUACUGUCAUUUUAUCUUUGUAGAGAUAUGUUCCAUUUGAAUACAAUAUUGGAAAUUUACUAACUGUAUCAAACAUUGUAUGUAAGUAAAUGAAUCCAUGUCUGAAUUUUAUUAUCUUUUGAUGUUAUUUGUCACACAUCAAUGGCAAAUAUCUGCCACCAAAAGGCAAUUUACAACAACUACCAAACAUUUUGCUUAGUAAAUGGUGAUUAUUCACGAUAUUAUAUUUUUGUGAAUGAAAGAGAUUUUUUAAUGAAGGCACGAGACUUCUCUUUGAAUUUUAAACUGUGAACAGUGUGCAGAAUCAGAUUUUUGGAGUACUGCACAUGCGCCUAAUUUUGCCAGUAACCGCCAUUUUUCAACAGACAGACGCACGCUGAAAAGUGACUCUUCUCCAAUGACGUGUACGCUGGUGCGAGGACUGGUUUGAUCCCUCUCCACCAGCACCCUGUCAUAAAACAUGUUCCACUGCUCAGAUUGUGGGGAGAGUUUUACUAAAAGUCAUCAUCUCAAAGAUCACAAGCGGAUUCACACAGGGAAGAAGCCAUUUUACUGUGGACAGUGUGGGAAGAGUUUUACUUGUCAGAGUAAUCUCCAAAAGCAUGAGCGCAUUCACACAGGAGAGAAGCCGUAUCACUGUGGACAGUGUGAGAAGAGCUUUACUUUUCAGAGUAAUCUCCAACAGCAUGAGCGCAUUCACACAGGACAGAAGCCGUAUUACUGCUCUCAGUGUGGGAAAAGUUUUACCCAACUAUGUAAUCUCCAGCGACAUGAGCGCAUUCACACAGGAGAGAAGCCGUAUUACUGUGGACAGUGUGAGAAGAGCUUUACUUUUCAGAGUAAUCUCCAAAGACAUGAGCGCAUUCACACAGGACAGAAGCCGUAUUACUGUGGACAGUGUGGGAAGAGUUUUACUCGUGAGAGUCAGCUCCAACAGCAUGAGCGCAUUCACACAGGGGAAAAGCCGUAUUACUGCUCACAGUGUGGGAAGAGUUUUACUUGUCAGAGUAGUCUCGAACAACACCAGCGUAUCCACACUGGAGAGAGGCCCUAUCACUGUGGACAGUGUGGGAAGAGUUUUACUUGCCAGCGUACUCUCCGACAGCAUUUGCGCAUUCACACAGGAGAGAAGCCGUAUCACUGUGGACAGUGUGGGAAGAGUUUUACAUUUCAGAGGGAUCUCCAACGACAUGAGCGCAUUCACACAGGGGAAAAGCCGUAUUACUGCUCCCAGUGUGGGAAGAGUUUUACUUGUCAGAGUAGUCUCCAACGACACCAGCGUAUCCACACAGGAGAGAAGCCGUAUCACUGUGGACAGUGUGGGAAGAGUUUUACUUGCCAGAGUAAUCUCCAACGACAUGAGCGCAUUCACACAGGAGAGAAGCCGUAUCACUGCUCGCAGUGUGGGAAAAGUUUUCGUGACCAGAGGACCCUCCACAGCCACCAGCAGAGUCAUACGGGACAGAAGCUGUACCUCUGCGGACAUUGUGGGCGGAGCUAUACACAUUCAAGUUCAUUAAGGACACACAAGUGCUCUAACAUAAAUCCAUCAGAUUUUGACGUGAAUUUCUCAAAUUAAGAUUUGUUAUUCAUUUUCAUUUUUUAAAGGGGAGAUAAAGAGACAUUCAGGCAUUAAACAAUAUCAUAUUAUUUGUCAUGGACUGUAGUAUUCUGUUGCAUGGGAUUUAUUGCUUACUCUCUGGGUUUUAGCAAAAUUCAUGAUUUUAUGUUGUUUUCCUGUUCCCCAAACCCUACAAUACCACUCAUGGAAUACACAUAUUAGCUUUUUAAAAUGUUGGGUUGUGCAUACUAUUGAACUGAAAGCCUUUUUUAGUGACAGGUUACAAAUUCUGCUAGAUUUCCUAAUGUUUGUGAGAUUAACCGCCAAGAUCAAGGUGUAGUCACAGAGUUUGGGGGUGUAGUCAUCAAGUCCCAAAAUUAGUCAGUGACUGGGAAAUUGGGCUUAAAUUCAUGUAGUGUGCACUAGGCUUACUGUCAUCUCUAUUGCUAAUGCUGAAUAAUAGACCUUUAUAACCUUUAUAACACUGAUUCAAAUGAUUCAAAUAUUCUGUUCGCAAUAAGAUCUUAUCAAACAUAUUUAGAUUUAGCUUUCUUUGUCUCCUCCUGGAUAUAUUUGUUUCUGUGUUCCGACUGUAGAUAGUUAACUAGCAACAGACAUGUUCACAAGUCCCUGAGGUCCAAGUCAAGUCUCUGAGGUGGAGUCCAAGUCAAGUCUUUGUUCUAUUUUUCGCAACAGUGUAUGAGGCUAAAUCAAUUUUGAAAUAUUAAAACUGAUUACUUCUU
Molecule: messenger RNA, 3291 nt
Organism: Ictalurus furcatus (blue catfish)
Lineage: Eukaryota; Metazoa; Chordata; Actinopteri; Siluriformes; Ictaluridae
Product: zinc finger protein 239-like
Exons: 3
Coding region: 1448-2566 (372 amino acids)
Biological process (GO): regulation of transcription by RNA polymerase II
Cellular component (GO): nucleus
Molecular function (GO): DNA-binding transcription factor activity, RNA polymerase II-specific; RNA polymerase II cis-regulatory region sequence-specific DNA binding
Source: RefSeq, a predicted model, not a curated record